GCAAAGCAAAUGGAUGUUUCGAUUCGUGAGCGUAGAAUGGAGGUGUGCGCACUCGUUCCUAGGAAUCGUCCUGCACACUGCGUGGUUGAGGCCAGCAAUAAGUCUCGAGGUCGUCAGCCAGAAGUUCUCUGAGCAAGGCCAAGGGGAGGAGCCAGCCUGCCGCAGGAAGCAACUCAAGUAUAAAAGAGUCCCCGGCCGGCCCAUGCCUGCACUCACGUUCCCCAGAAGAGCGGUGAGGUUUGAAACCCCUGUGCUGAAACAGCAUGUACUAAGCCAGAAGGAAGUGGCUGAGCGGCAGCAUGUCUGAGUUGCAGGAGCUGAUGCAAAACGCCAUCCCCCGUGCCCGGGGCGUCCUGCGGGACAACUACAGCAACCUGCUCCAAGUGGCCGAUUACUGUGAGAGCAACUAUGCGCAGGCACAAGACAAACGGAAAGCCCUGGAGAAAACCAUGGAUUUCACGACUCAGUCAUUGGCCAGCGUGGCCUACCAAAUCAGCAGCCUGGCCAGUGGCAUCCUCCAGAUGCUAGACUUGCAAGCCAAUGAAGUCCGACAGGUGGAAGCCAGCGUCUGCUCCAUUGCGCAGGUAGGAAAGGAACCUGUUCGAGAGGAAAGCAGGAAAGGUGUGGAAGGUGUGCUUGGGGUUAGCUCUUCCUCUUCGGUGGGUCAGUGCCUCAAGGCUACCUUCCAGCUGGUAGAUCCCAUGAUUGACCUGGAAGCUCCCAGCCGCUCACUGGUAUUAGCAUUCUGUGCUCUCACCACGUGUGGCGGAGGCCGCAGCAGGGGCCUUGCAGCACGCUUGCCGCCCCUUGUUAGCCACCGCUUCAGCUCAGCGAGCAGACCGGAUCAAAGCACACAGCUGGCUAAAACAGGGACUCUCUCCCGGCGAGGAACCAAGACACCAGCCACACAAUCAUCUGGGAGUCCCGGGAGAAGUUACCGGAUCCCAGAGCCAAUAUGGCCACCGGUCAUCCCAGAUGGCAAGCUCUCUUCAGCCUCAUCCUUGUCCUCCUUGAGCAGCCUCACCGAGACUCCGGGCAGCACCAGUGCGAGUGCAGCUGCUGAACCUCCACCUCCACCUCCGCCACCUCCACCGCUGCCCUCUAUGCUGUCAUCUCUUCCUCCACCAAUAGAAGCAGAGAAUCUUCCUCCUCCUCCAGCAGAUAUUUUGCCGCCUCCACCUGUUGCAAUUGAUGAUAUUCCUCCAGUGCAGCCCUUGGAGCCUGCUCUGGAUUUCCCAGCAUCUCCACUGCUGCCACCCCUGGACGUCACUCAUACAGAGAUGCUGAAGCCACCGCUCCUGCCCCCUCCUCCACCCCCAGAGAAAUUGCCAUGGGCCCCAGACACCUACUUAGAAGAAGUGGUGACCAUAUACCCUUACACACAGCAGAAGGAAGAUGAACUCUCAUUCAUGGAGGGAACUGUCAUUUACGUGACACGGAAAUUCUCGAACGGCUGGUAUGAAGGGGUGACGCACGACGCGGUGGGAUUGUUCCCAGGGAACUACGCCGAACCUUUGCACUGAAGAAACCAGAAUGCGGGUGUGACAUCAGAAGGGUGCAGGGAAUGGGAUUCCAGUUCUGGUGGCCUGUACCUGCGGGAUGGACCACUUUGCCCAUUUUGACUCCUGUUUGCCUGUUGGUGCAUGGAGAGCAGCAACAAGGGUCCCGAUUGCCCUAACCAGGCUGAAAUAAAGCAAGGCAGGGUAUUUGGGAUUAAGAUGGGAGCAUAAUCGGUGUCCUAUAGUUGUGUCAAACAUCAGGCCCAGGGGCCCCAUCCGCUCUUGCAGUGUUGCCCAGAUCACCCCGUCUGUGCCUCUGACCAUUUGGUGGCUUCCCUGUAGGGUUUUCUGCAUUCUGAAAGACUGAAAUGCCCAUUACUGGCCCUGAGUACUUUCCCCUGACUUUCCCCCGCUGGCUUCUUUGGCCUUGCUGCAUUGUGUGUCGGUCCUGCCCUUCACUGACUACAAUCCCUGAAAUCUUCUCUGGAACUGAAUUCAGAGAAUGCACCCACCCUAUAGAUACUGUUUAUAGUCCCUUUUGCUCCCACUUUUUGACAAAGCCUGUGCAGCAGCUACUGAGGUGCAUCGAAGCACCCGUUUCUACCCUCAUGGAAGCAACUGUCCUCAGCUAGCAUCAUCUGCCCCAUCUUCACACUGAUAUUGCAAUAAAGCUCACUGAAGUGCA
This is a messenger RNA of Varanus komodoensis (Komodo dragon), 2184 nucleotides long. RefSeq names its product ABI family member 3 (gene ABI3). Bases 300 to 1523 code for a protein of 407 amino acids. The record is from RefSeq and is a predicted model, not a curated record. Gene Ontology annotation, biological process: regulation of cell migration. Gene Ontology annotation, cellular component: lamellipodium. Gene Ontology annotation, molecular function: SH3 domain binding. The transcript has 8 exons. NCBI's taxonomy places the organism in Eukaryota, Metazoa, Chordata, Lepidosauria, Squamata, Varanidae.